AUGGCUGCAUCAGUAGGUGGUGCUAUGUUUUUGAAGGCAGUUGAUGCAAGUGGCAACAUAAAAGAUGCUGAGUAUGUAGCAAAUUUGUUUAUACCAGUGAUCAAAGAUGUGGGAGAACACAAUGUUGUUCAGAUCAUUACUGAUAAUGGGAGUAACUUUAAGGCUGCUGGGGGUAUAAUUGAGAGUACAUAUCCUCACAUCUUUUGGACUCCAUGUGUUGUGCAUUGCCUAAAUUUGGCACUAAAAAGCAUUUGUGAACCAUCUGAAACCUCACCUCAAUAUACUCAUUGUAAAUGGAUUAUUGAUUUGGUGAGUAGUGUUCAAAAUAUAAAAAAUUUCAUUGUUAACUAUGGCAUGGUACUCUCAAUUUUCAAUACUUACUCGGAAUUGGGUUUACUAAGGGUAGCAGAAACAAGAUUUGCAUCAAGCAAAAUCAUGGCAAAACGUUUGAAAGAAGUGAAGAAUGCACUUAAGAAGAUGGUGAUGGAUCCAACUUGGAGAAGGCUUUUAAAAGGAGAUGGAAAGUCAGCAAUUGAAAUCAAGGCUAGGGAAGUUAAAAAAUGCAUUGUGAGUGACAGUUGGUGGGAUGACUUGGAAUAUCUCUUGGAAUUUACUGAACCUAUUGUUGAUUUUUUGAGGUUAGCAGACACUGAUGCCCCUGUUCUCCAUUUGAUUUAUGAUAUGUGGGACACAAUGAUUGAGAAAGUUAAAUUCAGAAUAUUUGCUCAUGAUAAACAAGAUAUGCUGACUGGCCAAUCAAAUUUCUUUGAUGUCAUUCACAAUAUAUUGGAAACAAGAUGGAAUAAAAGCAACAAUCCACUGCAUUGUAUGGCUCAUUCAUUGGUUCCUAAAUACUACACUGAAUCUUGGAUUAGAGGUGGAAGUGAUGGAGUUCCACGGCUCUCACCACAUGAAGAUCAAGAGGUCUCUUUGAAUAGAAGUAAAUGUUUCAAACAAUUAUUUAGCAAUCAAGAUGAUCUUCGGAAAGUUUAUAUUGAAUAUGGAGCUUUUUCAAGUGGAUCCGGUUACUUCAAUGAGCCUCAUGUUAUUGAUGCAAAAUUGUAUGGGGAACCAAUUUCAUGGUGGGCAAAUCAUGGUGAUGAUAAGUUUGAUAUUGAUGGUAAUACUCUUGGGGAACUUGCUGAACUUUCCAUCAAUGAUCUAGAGUUAGAGCUUAUAACAUUUGAUGAUGCAUUUGAAGAAGGGCAAGAGGCUGCCUUAGGGGCUGAAGUUGAACCACUUGAAGAAUUCCAACAAGGAAUAAUGGAUUGA
Molecule: messenger RNA, 1272 nt
Organism: Cornus florida
Lineage: Eukaryota; Viridiplantae; Streptophyta; Magnoliopsida; Cornales; Cornaceae
Exons: 2
Coding region: 1-1272 (423 amino acids)
Source: RefSeq, a predicted model, not a curated record